This is a messenger RNA of Wasmannia auropunctata (little fire ant), 4460 nucleotides long. RefSeq lists its product as uncharacterized. Gene Ontology annotation, molecular function: scavenger receptor activity. Gene Ontology annotation, cellular component: cytoplasm; membrane. Bases 141 to 3545 code for a protein of 1134 amino acids. The transcript is spliced from 18 exons. NCBI's taxonomy places the organism in Eukaryota, Metazoa, Arthropoda, Insecta, Hymenoptera, Formicidae. The record is from RefSeq and is a predicted model, not a curated record.
GGGAGCGGGUAGUUUGCCGAUGAGAAUUGCUGAGGAGGACCGAUAACAAGAAGACGUCCGAGGUCGGAACGCAAGACGACGACGGAAGUGGACAUUCGCACAUCGACAAUCUCUUUGAAGAAGAAUUUCCCCAGAUUAAUAUGGUGUCCGUGAAAAGACUGGGACUCGCCGGUUCCUGUACGUUCUCCAUCGGACUUAUCAGUUAUACUUUGGGAUUUCCUUCGAUGCUGAAGUCGCAAGUUAAAUCGCAAAUUAGAUUGAAGAAGGGGACCGAAAUACGCGAUUUUUGGGAGAAACUUCCGCAACCGCUGGAUUUUAAUAUUUAUGUCUUCAAUGUAACAAAUCCAAAUGAAAUUGCAUCAGGAGCAAAACCUAUUGUCCAAGAACUAGGACCCUUUCACUACGAUUUGUAUCGAGAUAAGGAAGACGUCGUGGAUCGGGAGGAAGACGAUACUGUUGAGUACAGUUUGCGACAAGUUUGGUAUUUCAAUCAGGAGAAGAGCGCCAUGCCGGAGACCGUGGAAAUUUACGCGUUUCAUCCCAUAAUGAUAGCGAUAACUCUGAUUAUUCAAAGAGACAAGCCGUCCACGAUGGGCGUAAUUAGCAAAGCGCUGGACAGUAUUUUCAAAAAACCCGAGUCGAUAUUUGUCAAAACCACUGUGAAAGAUUUGUUCUUUCACGGCAUAUCGUUCGACUGCACGGAUGUAAAGGAUUUCGCUGGAUCCGCGGUGUGCAGCGCGUUACAGGAAAAGGAACAGAUAUUAGUCAAAGAAGAGGAUUUACGUUAUAGAUUCGGUUAUCUCGCUAAGACAAACGGGAGCCAUUUUCCGGGACGCAUAAGAGUAUACCGUGGAAUUAAAAAUUACGAAGACGUAGGUCGUGUGCUUACGGUAGGGAAUGAAACGAAGAUGGACAUGUGGACCGGCAGUCCUUGCAAUGACUUCCGUGGCACGGACGGAACUAUUUUUCCCCCGUUCCUCGACAAGGAAAAAGAAGUCUGGGUACACUCCCUAGAUCUUUGCCGAAGUAUCGGCGCUUAUUACAUCGAACCAGGAAAGGUUCAAGGUUUCAAGACGCUGCACUACACGGCGGAUCUGGGCAAUCCAUCUGAGGAUGAGGAUGUGAGGUGUCUCUGUCUCGAGCCCGAAGGGUGCAUGCCUAAGAACAUAUUCAACGCAGGUCCCUGCAAGGACGUGCCUAUAAGGAUAAGUCUACCUCAUUUUUGCGAUUCCGAUCCACGAUUGCUCGAAAUGAUCGAGGGUGUAAAUCCCGAUCCCGAGAAACACCGGAUGACUUUUAAUUUCGACCCGAUGACCGGCACCCCCAUAAAAGCAUAUAAAAAGAUUCAAUUCAACGUAUUGGUUGGACCCGUCCCCAAACUUCGAUUGAUGAAGUCCUUUCCGGAAGUGCUGUUCCCGCUAUUCUGGAUAGAGGACGGUCUCGAACUCGGGAAAAUUCUCAUAAAACCGCUGAAAGUUGCUUACACACAGAUCUUAGUCGCGAAGAUAAUGAUGUGGCUCAUGAUACUCGGUGGUCUGGGCAUGACGAUCACCGCCGCAGCAAGGCAUUACAAAGAGAGCAAUGCGGAAAACGCUGCGGCACCGGAUCUCCUGCCGGGCAAGGUGCAGAAUAACGUACCGCAGAAGAUGACCAUCAGUACCAUACAAGAUCAACUGAUAGAGAAUCUUAAAAAGGAGGAAUCAUCAAUUUUAUCAAGUGCAGUGAAGCAAGAGGUGUCUCUUUUUUUCGAAUCAGAGUGUUGCGGGAUCUACAAGGACAGGCGUGCGCGGGUGCCAUUAUCAAGCAAAAUAAUGGUCACCAAGCGACGCGCGUAUGACGUCGCCGUUCGUGAACUUCGGAGGAUAUACGAUGUCUUAAAAUGCACGAAGUUGUUGAACGCGGUCCCAUUCGGCAAAGCGUUCGACAACGUGCUCUGCGUCCUCGAAGGAUAUAAUAAGAGCGUUAAAAUGGUGUCUAUAAAGAAGCUCGGAAUUGGCGGUGGAGUUUCGUUUGUCUUCGGCAUUCUACUCUGGUGCGGAUUCCCAGGACUGAUUAGAUCGCAGAUUAAGAAGCAAAUUGCGUUGAAGCCAGGAAGCGAGAUACGCGAUAUGUGGUCGAAUUUUCCGCUGCCACUGGACUUCAAGAUCUACAUGUUCAAUAUAACCAACCCUGAUGAAAUUAAGGAGGGCAAAAAGCCGGUAGUGCAAGAAGUCGGUCCGUUCUUCUACGACGAGUACAAAAUGAAGUUUGAUCUCGUCGAUCGAGAGGAUGAGGACUCCGUCGAGUACAGCAUGAAGUCAACGUGGUUCUUCAACCCCAAGAAGAGCAACGGAUUGACGGGCGAGGAGAUAAUGGUGUACCCCCAUCUCAUGAUUUUGGGCAUGGUGGCGGCCACCCUUAGAGAAAAGCCCGCCGCGAUCGGGGUCGUCGGCAAAGCCGUCGACAGCAUCUUCCACAAACCGGAGUCGCUAUUCGUGACGGCCAAGGCCAAGGAUAUACUUUUCGGGGGUCUGCCCGUCGACUGCGACGUGAAAGACUUCGCCGGAUCGGCGGUGUGCAAUCUGUUGAAGACUGAAGCGAAAGAUCUCGUGCCGGACGGUGAAAAUCGCUACAAGUUCUCCCUAUUCGGUGGGAAAAACGGUACCGUCGUGCCGGAACGUAUGAAAGUUCUGCGCGGUCUUAAAAAUUUCAAGGACGUCGGUCGCGUCUUGGAGUUCAACGGUAAGCCCGCGUUGGACAUCUGGCCGGAGGAUCACUGCAACGCUUACAACGGUACCGACUCGACGAUCUUCGCGCCUCUGUUCGGACCGGACGACGACAUCGUCUCGUUCGGCUACGAGAUCUGCCGAAGUCUUAGCGCGCACUACGAGUACCACAGCAAGGUCAAAGGCGUCAAUACUCUUCACUACACCGCGAAUCUGGGGGAUAUGAGCACGAAUCCUAUGGAAAAGUGCUUCUGCCCGACACCGGAGACUUGUCUGACGAAAAAUUUCUACGACAUGACGAAGUGUCUGGGCGUGCCCAUCAUUGGAUCUCUGCCACAUUUUUAUGACACCGACGGGAAAUAUUUAGCGAUGGUGGAGGGCUUGCACCCGAAUCAGACGGAGCAUGAAAUCGAUAUGGAUUUCGAGCCGAUGACAGCUACGCCCAUACGCGCGCAUAAGCGGCUGCAGUUCAACAUGUUUAUACAACCGGUACCGAAGUUCAAGCUGAUGAAAAACUUUCCAGAGGCAUUGCUGCCAUUAUUCUGGGUGGAGGAAGGGAUACUUCUGGAUGACGAGUUCGUCAACAAGGUGAAGGUGGUGUUCAAAGUGACGGCGGUCGUCAACUUUCUGAAGUGGAUAAUGAUGCUUGGAGGGAUCGGCAUGGGCGGCGCGGCCGGAUUCUUGCACUACAAGAAUCGCGAUAGCGGCAAGCUGGACAUCUCGAAGGUUACUCCGAAGGCCGGCAACGGGCCAGAAAAGCCGGAGAAGAGCUGGCCACCUGGCAUGAACAUCAGCACGAUACAAGCGGCGUCGGUGCCGUCCAACCUCGACAGAAAUUGAAUGUGCUGUUAGCGAGAGAGCUAAUAUUAAGUAUUAACGUCGCGAAGGUUCGUUUCUUUUGUCCCGGAUAUCUUUCUUUAACGAAAAUUAUUAAUGUAUAUACUUGAACAAGCUUUUUCAAAUUUAACGAAGGGCAUUCUUUGAAAAGUAAACGAUAAACGAACCAUUCUUUCUCAUGAAAAUGAAGAAGGAUUUAAUGUUGCGACGUUAGGUGAAUGGAAGGGCUGAAAGGGCUGAAAGGGCUGAAACUGUCAUGGCAAUUGCAAAUCUGGAGCUGACAUUUCAGCCUAGCAAUCUACCUAACGGGUAGAUCCGAAUUUUUUCUUAAAAAAAAAAAAUCAAAUUCGUGAAUAUAUAUAUAAGUAAGGAUAUAUAAGGAUAUAGAUAAGACUUGAUGCGUCAUGUGUAACAUACUUGAAAUUAUUUAAUUACUUUGUUGUAAAUUAUGUUGCAAAGCUCUCACUUUUGUAAUGCACUUCGUAAUGUACAGUAUGACUCAGCGGUUCUUAAUCUUCGCUUCGGUACGUAAUACCGAUUAUGUAUAAUAUAUUCGAGGAUUUUUUUUUUUAAAGUGUAUAACUUCAUGAGAAUUUAAAAACGCAUUUUAUACAACGUUUUAUACCAUUGAUGAGCUUUGGUUUUUUAAUAUCAAUUCGUCACAGAUUCGCAAAGAUUUAGAAGGCUAAGGACCGCUGACAGAAUUAAGAUGUACACAAGUUACGGAUAUCCAUAAUGAAAAGAGAUAUCGUUUAGACUUAAAGAUUUUGAUUAUCUUCUAAUAGAUUAGAUACAAAAAUCUCAACAACUAUCAUCAUGCGAUCAUCACGCAAAGCGACGUAAAAGUGGCGAAUACCAUCGAAGAAAUAAUACAUUCUGUCUAAUCUUGUCGAAAUAAAUAAAAUUCUUUUUAACCUA